GUUUUGGUUCUGCUAUGUUAGUGUUAUGAUUACUAUCAUUUUGCAGAAAGUGGUAGUUUGGAUAGGAAACUGUAGUAUUAGUUCUCUGUGACAACUUACAUGAGUUACGUUUCCUUUCUGUUGCUAACAACAACCAACCUAAUUGUAAGGCUAGUUUUCCAUCUCUGCGGUAUGUCUUCAAUUAAUGCUAGUUUUCCAUCUCUAUGAGAACUAGAAGGAUCAGUUGGCAAGGUACUGUGUAGACUGCUAGACAGCCAGUGAAAUGUUCAGUGAUGACUGGAACUAAGAACAGGUUGGUACAAGUCUGUAUCGGACCAUUCUAGUGCUGGAAAUUCAAAGCUGCAUGCUUUAGUCCUAGUUUAAAGUCCAUGACCUUUUGAGAAGACUGCAGAUAUUUGCUGCAAGUCUAAAAUUGCUGUGGCAUGUGAAUUUAUCUUAUAUGUUCGGAAGUCCUAAUUUCGCUUCCUAAUGCAUGCGGAUGACGGAAAAUUACUGAAUGAAAGAAUGUUAAAAUUUUGUGGAAGCCAUGAGAUCACUAUUUGGUGAAAGCUAGCAACUGUCAGUAAAUUUCCUCUUCCAUACAUUAAAGAACACAGAUUCUGUUUCGUUUGUUUUGCAGUUAAAUUUCAAUUCAUAAUCUGCUAAGAAGUAGUCUAUUCUGCUCUUACAUACAGUAGCGAUCAUUGACAAGACAGAUAAUUGAUGUAUGCGGUUUUGUAUUAACAAUAGCUUAUGGUAUACUGCUCCUCCAGUAAACAUCAUCAAGUAGAAUUCAAUUUCCAUCUUCAUCAAACCCUGCAAAACAUGUUUGAAAAAUUUAAAUCUUCAUGAAUUGUGGAAAUGCAUAUGAUCACCCAACUAUGAUAAAAUAGAUCAGUUGAAUUGGGCUUUUUUGUCUCUUGUUUUGGAAAUCACCCAACUAUGAUAAAAUAGAUUUAUGGCUGUGUUAGUUUGUGGAUUUUCAAACCCUUAUUGAAGGAUCACCCUGUCAGCAUUUUAGUUCUUAUAUAUAAUGGCAUUAAGCUCAGUCUCAGACUCAUAAGGAAAUAUAGGCGUCAAGUUAAGUCAAAAUUCAGGUAAGUGCCUUGGGGUACCUAUUCAGAAUGGUCAUGUUAGUCCGUCUUAUUUCCAGAUUUUUUAAAUAGCAUCAACUCUGGCUUGGCACAUAGCCUCGAAUUUCAACCAUGUUUUGACACAAUUAUCAAAGGCUAAGUAUUUCAGAAAGGAUGAUUUUUGGACCUGUAGCAUAAGAUCAGGGUUUUCUCAUAGUUGGAGAGGCAUUCUUCAAGGUCGAGACUUUGUUCAGGAUAGUAUACAGUGGGCUACUGGUACAGGGGACACUGUCAACUUUUGCACUGACCCUUGGGGUCCAGUCUUACCCUUUAAAUGCCUUUAUGGAUAUUCCUUGAACUUGUGAUCCUCUUCUUAAAGUUCGCCAAAUAUGGAUAGGUCGAAUUGGAAUUGGGACUUAAAUGAUUUGAAACAAGUUAUUCCUGCUGAAGUUUGUAAUGCUAUUUUUGCUAUUCCUGUACCUUCUUUUGCUCAUCCACAGGAUAAAUUGGUCUAUUUGCGGCAUAAAUCAGGUAAUGCUACUGCUAAAGCAGCCUUUUGGCAUAAAGUUUCUCGAAUCUGUUGUCCUAAAUGCUCUUUUCCAGAUUACGGGUACUUUAGACUCGGACCUGUUUCAGACAUCCAGUAUAUCAAGAGGAUCACUAAGAUACCAUGGCCUUGGUCUUGAGAAUAGAAUGUAAUAUGUUAAUCUGCAAUUUGCGAAGAUAAAUUAUGAUAAUCCCAGCUCACUCACAUGGCAGAGUCUUGGAAGACAUGCUUUCGAUAUUUUUCUUCAGAAGGAAAAGGUCAGAUAUCGAUGAAGAAGAAAGUAAAUGAUACUCUUAUCUGGAGUAAGGGCACACUUUCUGAUGGAAGAGCAGUUGCUGUUAAACAACUUUGUGUAACUUUUCAUCAAGGAAAAAGCCAGUUUAUGGCAGAGUUUGCUGCCAUAUCUUCUGUUUGUAAAAUGUAUGGGUGCUUCAUUGAGUAUCCCGAACACAGAAGCCUAAAUGAAGCACUCUUUGGAAAGAGUGGUUUACAGCUCAGUUGGCCAACCUGCUAUGGGAUUUGCUUGGGACCAGCAAGAGUCGUAGCUUAUCUUCAUGAAGAGUCGGGACAUAUUGUUGAUUAGAUUGCUAUAUCUUAGCUUGCGAUAUUGUACCAAGUUAUCAAGUGGAACGCCUAAAAAUUUCAUUUCUUUUGCGCAUGGCGGCAAGACCGCAUGUAAGUACCAGCUAGACCACUUUUCAUCUCACUGAGCACCUUUGUUUAUAGGUAGUGUGUUUGGGCGGCAACGGUUUUCGUAAAACAACACACAAUACCUUCUAGGGACAAACGGGGAAAGAGAUGUUAGACCUCCACUCUAGAGUCUAGAAUAGUCGGUCGUGUGUCGUGCUAUUCUUUUUCAUCUCUCCCACUGUCAUAUCACGAAAGAAAAAAAUGGUGUAAUUACCAUGACUGCUAAUCGAGUAGAGAGCAGCAUAAUUACUGUAGUACCUAGCUAGCUCACUGCUCAUUGAUAAAAAGUAAGCAGCAUUAAGAGAUGUAAUGUUAACGGGUUCGCCGUAAAUGACAGUGAUUGGGGUUUUGAUAACUCUAUACAGUGAAAGGAACUUGAACGAUCCGAGCAAUGACGCUUGUAUUCUUGAAGUUGAACUAUGUUUACACUCAAAUCCUAAAGAGGCUGUUGGUAGCUUGUUGUUCCUAAACUAAUAGUACUAGUUUUCAUCCAAAUUAGCCUCAAUGUUAUGAAUAAAUGCACGGUUUGGUUUUGUGUUCCAGGAGUUGUUGCACUUACGAUUACUACUUUACUAGCUAGCAUCGUAUGUGGAUAGCAAUUCA
Molecule: messenger RNA, 2892 nt
Organism: Papaver somniferum (opium poppy)
Lineage: Eukaryota; Viridiplantae; Streptophyta; Magnoliopsida; Ranunculales; Papaveraceae
Product: probable LRR receptor-like serine/threonine-protein kinase At1g56130
Exons: 4
Coding region: 1805-2182 (125 amino acids)
Source: RefSeq, a predicted model, not a curated record